Sparassis crispa is the source of this 537-nucleotide messenger RNA. RefSeq lists its product as hypothetical. Bases 1 to 537 code for a protein of 178 amino acids. NCBI's taxonomy places the organism in Eukaryota, Fungi, Basidiomycota, Agaricomycetes, Polyporales, Sparassidaceae. The transcript is spliced from 3 exons. The record is from RefSeq and is a predicted model, not a curated record.
AUGGUGGAAGCACCAUUGUUUGACAGUGCUGAUCUGAACAUGGUUAUUGACCCUUAUGGUGCAUUGGCAGAGCUAGUUGCUGGUGGGAGGCUCUCGUGGACAUCAGACAAUGUGGUGUCAUGCAUGGAGCUGAAGGGCGAGUAUGACGACAGGUGGUCUACUCCUGUGCAGUCACACCUUGACAUGGUGCAUGCUGGUGAGCUCGUUGAGCUUUUGGUAAACUUUCGGCUUCGUGAGCAUGUGAGUCCAAAUGGGGCGAACGUGGGUCGCAAGUUUCUUACACGACUUGAUGCUGUCAUGAUCAUGAGUCGCUUGAAGAUGAAGCUGAUUGCAGACUGCAAGUCAGAGCAGUUGUUGACGAUGCAUAUUGCUGCUGCAGCUGAUAACACUGGUGGAGGUAAGGCUCUGAAGAAGAGAUGGUUCUCUUACCUCCAGUCUGUGCCUUCUGUUUUAACCAGUACUGAACAACACUUGAAUUCACUGACAGUAAUGGACAAGACAGAUGAUGUAGAUCAGGUAAUGAAGCCAGUGGGAUAG